AUGAGCGCCGACGGCAUGCAGGCGCUGCGGACGGGCACCCUGUGCGCGGUGUACAUUCUCCUCAGCGGAGGCCUGAUCAACUUCAACAAAUACCUCAUGCACAAGGGCCGCUUCCCGCACCCGAUGUUCCUGACGGCCGUCCACAUGCUCGCUAGCAUGGUCCUUACCUCCCUCACGUACCUUGUGAGGCCGUCGGCGAUGCCUGGGGUCGAGAAGUGCAAGGGGAAGGUCGACAUGAGGUGCAAGCGCAGGAUUCGCCGCAUGCACCACCUGUUCGUCCGGAAGCAGCUGCAGAUGAGCGUGCAAUUGGAGCGGCGCGUCAAGAGAUUACAGCUUGACUACGAGGACGCGUAUAGUUUACAUUCUCGCAGUUGUCAGACGAGCCCGUGUCUGAAGUUCAACGUUCAACACAUUCGCCACUGCAUAGGCUCGGCUGCCUGUCACAUCUGUACGGCGGGUUCACGCCGCGUGGACGCCUGCGUGGGCGCUCAAGGUCAAAGGCCUCCGGCGGCCUGA
Molecule: messenger RNA, 516 nt
Organism: Prorocentrum cordatum
Lineage: Eukaryota; Dinophyceae; Prorocentrales; Prorocentraceae
Source: the annotation of a GenBank genome assembly